CAGUUUUGUUGUUUGCUCUGAUUUUACUGGUUCUUUGGGAGUCGGUACUGGGGCGGUAGUGGCGUCUGCGUUAAUCUGAGAUGGAUACGGAGGACGAGAAAUCCAAGUAUGGGGAGCCCAGAAAAUUUGACCCAAGCUUUAGAGGGCCUAUUCAAAAUCGGGGCUGCACAGACAUUAUUUGCUGUAUUCUAUUUCUUGUGGCCAUAGUUGGUUAUUUCGCUGUGGGAAUAUUGGCAUGGUCUCAGGGUGACCCCAGGAAGGUGAUCUACCCCACUGAUAGCAGAGGGGAAUUCUGUGGCCAGGUUGGAACGCCACUGGAGAAAAAGCCUUUCCUGUUUUACUUUAACAUUCUGAAAUGUGCCAGUCCUGUAGUUCUUCUGGAGUUCCAGUGUCCUACCACUCAGAUAUGUGUGGAGAAAUGUCCCGAACGCUCCAUGACCAUGAUAACUGCCAGAGCUAUUCCCAAUGACUGGAAUUACUACAAAACUUUCUGUAAAGAGGGAGUAGACACCUUGACCCCUGCAGAGAUCCUGAGCAAACGACUGUGUCCAGCAUUUCUCGUCGCCAGCAAACCAUUCACACGGAGGUGCUUCCCUGCUCUGGAUCUGAAGGACAACAAGGUUGUUGUAGGAAACAAGACUGAUUUUACAGAUGAAAAUGGCAAAAUCAGACAGGCCAGUGACCUAGUGCCUGCAGUGAAAAAUGCCACAAUAGUUGCUGAGACUCGCAUGGUUGUAAUAAAGAUCUUUGAGGAUUUCACACAGUCAUGGUAUUGGAUCCUCAUUGGUCUGGUCAUAGCGACAAUUCUGAGUCUGAUCUUCAUUGUACUGCUGAGGUACCUGGCUGGAAUCAUGGUCUGGGUUAUGAUUGUCAUGGUCAUCCUCGUCAUCGGAUACGGUAUCUUUCACUGCUCGAUGGAAUAUGUUCAUCUAAAGAACACACCAGGGGCCAACAUCACCCUCAAGGAGCUGGGUUUCCAGAUGGACCUGAACGUGUAUCUUCACAUUAGACAAACCUGGCUGGCCUUCUUAAUUAUUCUGGCCAUAGUGGAGCUCAUCAUCAUCCUGCUUCUCAUCUUCCUCAGAAAGAGAAUCCUGAUCGCUAUUGCUCUCAUUAAAGAGGCCAGCAGGGCCAUUGGUCAUGUGAUGUCUUCAUUGUUUUACCCUCUGUUUACCUUCCUCCUCCUGGCCAUCGUCAUUGCAUACUGGAUGAUCACAGCUGUCUUUCUCUCCACAUCUAAUGAACCUGUAUACAAAAUCUUCAAUCAGACUGAAUGCAAAUAUGCUACCAACUCCUGCAAACCUGAGAACUACACUGACUCUCUCAUGAAGAAAGAGUGCCCAGAUUCCCAGUGCCUUUUUGCCUUCUAUGGUGGUGAAUCUGCCUACCAUAAGUACCUCAUCCUCCUCCAGUUCUACAAUGUCUUCCUCUUCUUCUGGUGUGCCAACUUUGUGACUGCAUUAGGCCAGAUGACUCUGGCAGGUGCAUUUGCUUCUUACUACUGGACCUUCAACAAGUCAGAUAUGCCAUCCUGCCCCGUCUUUGCCUCCUUAGGCCGAGCUCUCAGGUAUCACACUGGCUCUCUUGCGUUUGGCUCAUUGAUCUUGGCAAUCGUCCAGUUGAUCAGGGUUUUGCUGGAAUAUCUGGAUCACAAACUCAAAGGGGUAGAAAACAAAUUUGCCAAAUUCCUUCUCUGCUGCCUCAAGUGCUGCUUCUGGUGCCUGGAGAAGUUUAUUAAAUUCAUUAACAGAAAUGCCUACAUCAUGGUGGCCAUAUAUGGUAAAAACUUCUGCGUUUCAGCCCGAGAUGCCUUCUUCUUGCUGAUGAGAAAUGUGAUCAGGGUUGCUGUCUUGGAUAAGGUCACAGACUUUUUAUUGUUUUUGGGGAAACUUCUUAUUGUGGGAAUUGUGGGAAUCAUUUCCUUCUUCUUCUUCUCUGGGAGAGCUAAAGGAGUGGAAUUUGUACCCAAUCUGCACUACUACUGGGUGCCCAUUCUGACGAUUGUGAUCGGCUCUUACCUUAUAGCUCAUGGUUUCUUCAGCGUGUACGCCAUGUGUGUGGACACACUCUUCCUCUGCUUCUUGGAAGACCUGGAGAGGAACGACGGCUCUGCAGAAAGGCCUUACCUGAUGCCCGAAUCUCUUCUCACUACUCUGAAAAAGAAGAAUCAGAACAAUUAAUCAUGCAGGAGAGAAAGAGAGAGAGACAACAGGAGGUCAUGAAAUGACAACAAUGCAACAAAAGACGUGAAUGGAGUUUCCAUUCAAGGCCAAAGUGGUUGUACGUAGUUAAGUGCCUUAAAUACAUGUGUGGUCAAGGACAGGCUAGUCUCCUGCCCACCUGCCCUGCACAAUCAAAAAGACAAACAAGACCACUAGUAUAUUUUAUGCAAGUGUGAGAAAUCACUCAUGUAUUUGUAUCUGUCCCAAAAAAGUUUAUAGAAUUUAAUGUUUUGUGUUUAACCUUAUAGGUGUUUUUUGGAGUUAGUUACAAGUGUUUGUGCCACUAUGCAAAGAAAUGUUUUACUUUUUUAUUCAAAACGGAUUGUAAAUUAGUUGCUAUUAAUACGUUUCCAGAGUAUUUGAGCGCCAAUGUUGCAUGCCAGCGUUAUGGACUGUAUGAGGUAAAGAUAGUUAAAAUGCUUUGGGGUUCCUGGUUUGUUUUAGAUUUGCUUGUUCGUCUUCAUCUUAGUAUUUUUGUACCCAUCAUGUCUACAAUAAAACAUGUUCAUUGAC
This is a messenger RNA of Trichomycterus rosablanca, 2735 nucleotides long. Its product is annotated as choline transporter-like protein 2. The record is from RefSeq and is a predicted model, not a curated record. The transcript has 22 exons. Gene Ontology annotation, molecular function: transmembrane transporter activity. Bases 81 to 2180 code for a protein of 699 amino acids. Lineage: Eukaryota; Metazoa; Chordata; Actinopteri; Siluriformes; Trichomycteridae. Gene Ontology annotation, biological process: transmembrane transport.